Molecule: messenger RNA, 384 nt
Organism: Spirometra erinaceieuropaei
Lineage: Eukaryota; Metazoa; Platyhelminthes; Cestoda; Diphyllobothriidea; Diphyllobothriidae
Source: the annotation of a GenBank genome assembly
AUGCGCAUCCACGAGAGCGGAAUUGACCACAAUUCCGAUACAGCCACGACAUCCAACACAUCCACCACGCCCAGACCAAUCCUCGCUUCACCGUCACACGCGUCGACCACCACCACCACCGCCACCACCACCAACACCACUGCUUCCUCUGCAGCUGACACCGACACCGCCAACCUCUCAUGCCCAUACUGUCCACGCACAUUCACCUCACACAUCGGCCUGGUCGGUCACUUGCGAAUCCAUCGCACAGAGACUGGCGAACCAGUGCCUGGAGCACCAACCUACACCCACCGCACUCGCCUCCACUGCCCACAAUGCCCUCGCACCUUCACGCAUCGCAUGGGUCUAUUCGGCCACAUGCGCAUCCACGACGACCUGCGGUAG